AUGUUGUUACCACUCGGCUCAUUCAAGAGUACGAGAUUGAAACUGGAGGAGUCGACGACGCGGAGAGAGGCAGACGACGAUGAUUUUUCACUGGUAACUGUAACAAGCGCGUCCCUCCAGGAGAGCACCGGCAGCACCCUCACCGGGUCCAUCUACACGAACUGGGAGGAAAAAUUCGCGUGUCGCGCGCUACAGGGUCGAGGCCGCGUCUUCAGCUACCGAAAGAGGAGGACCCACGUCGGCGAUGGAGUCUUCAACGCGCCGGCUGGCGUCUGUCCACGUCGCGCUACCUCGUCGAUCAUUCGCCGUAAUACAGGUGAUUCCCGGCUCGUGUUCGUCUGGCCGCAGAAGGCCAGCAGGGGUCGACUCUCGAACGUUCUUGCGCCCCUGCUGCGGGGUGCUCUGCUCGGACUGUUGUUCGUAGACGCCCUUCACUUGUGGCCUGGAGAAUUUUUACCCACGUCUCUACCAUCGACCAUGCCGAUUACGCUGCCGCCUGCAAAGUGCAACAUCAUCGAGCCGCGUUGGUACGAUAACAAUUGAGUUAUGGCCGAGAUACGUAAUCAUGUUUGCGUAAACAUACGUUUGCAAUAGUGUAAAAAUGCGAUAGUGCAAUUUGACCGAAACAUCGUACAAUCUUCAAUGAAGAUAAAAUUAUUUCGCCCGAAGGCCUUUCUGAGCCUUUAAAACGCGCUUGGAGUUCUUUUUCUCAUAAGAAGAAACUUGCACUCGGAAAGAGAAUUUUGUACGGUUUUACGCAGAUAAUAGUCUCUGGAAUUAAAAAGAUUUUAUUGGUCUUCAUAAUUGACCGGUUUAUAUUAUCGAAGAUAAUACUUUAAUAAUGUUCCCGAUGUCGUGCCAUAAAAUUGCAAUUAUAUUGAUGCAAUAUAUUGAUUGCAAUAAAAAACCAAUUGAAGAAAUCAUUACUCCAAGACAUAACACACGAGUAUUGAUAAUAUCAUGCGUUAAAACCUUCGGACGGAUUGUAAAAUUUCUUCAUAUCUGCUUUUCCAAUUUCCUUGUAACUUGAUGAUUAUCUAUUCUCCUAUUAUGAACAAUAGAAAUGUUCUUCGGUUAUUUGUCAGCUCACAAUAAUUGUGCGUUGCAAUUCAUUUGUGAAAUAAAUGCCAUAUGUACACAC
Vollenhovia emeryi is the source of this 1141-nucleotide messenger RNA. RefSeq lists its product as uncharacterized. The coding region runs from base 1 to 543 and encodes 180 amino acids. The record is from RefSeq and is a predicted model, not a curated record. NCBI's taxonomy places the organism in Eukaryota, Metazoa, Arthropoda, Insecta, Hymenoptera, Formicidae. The transcript is spliced from 3 exons.